This is a messenger RNA of Tarenaya hassleriana, 1584 nucleotides long. RefSeq lists its product as uncharacterized. Lineage: Eukaryota; Viridiplantae; Streptophyta; Magnoliopsida; Brassicales; Cleomaceae. The record is from RefSeq and is a predicted model, not a curated record. Bases 1 to 1584 code for a protein of 527 amino acids. The transcript has a single exon.
AUGUGCAGUCGUGAAGCAGAUUCCUCUACAAUCGAAGGUUACAGGUGCAGAACUUGCGUCUAUGCCAACUUCCACAAGGAAUGCGCCGAGUCUCCGAUGGAGAUGAAACACCCUUACCACCCUCCUCACCCUCUCUCUCUCCGCCUCCUCGCUCUUCAUGAAGCUUCGGAGAUAUGCAGUUGUUGUCGGGAAGAACUCGGACGAGGAUUUGUAUAUCAGUGUCCUAUCUGCAAAUUCUUCAUUCAUCUUCUUUGCGCUAAGAAGCCGCCGGUUCUUGAGGUGGAUAAGCCCAAGAGUCACGACCACAAGCUCGUCCUCCUCCCUAAGCCACGUCCCUUCACCUGUGAUGCUUGUGGUUUACUGCUUGAUUCUCCCUCAUUUCCUUGGGCUUGUCUCGAAUGCGGGGUCAUGAUCCAUAGAGGAUGCAUCGACUUACCACGCGUGAUCAGGAUCUGCCGUCACCAUCAUCGUCUACGUUACAAUUCCUCUCCCUCUCGAGCUCAUGAAUCAUCAUGGUCCUGUGGAGUUUGUCGCAAGGUCGUUGACAACAACUAUGGUGCGUAUUCUUGUAGUAGAGGUUGCGAUUACGUGGUCCACUCAAAGUGCGCAACAAGAGAAGAUGUGUGGGACGGAAAAGAUCUUGAGGGAGUUCCGGAGGAGCCCGAAGACGCCGAGCCUCCAUUCGAGGUUAUAGACGAGAAAACGAUACAUCAUUUUAGUCACGGACAUCAUCUUAAACUGAACGAGGAGGAUGACGAAAGAUUUGAUAGAGGAAAGCACUGUCGAGCAUGCGCUCUUCCUAUCUGUAUUCACUUGGGUAAUACCUACUGCUGCAGAGAAUGUGAUUGCGAUUUCAUUAUCCACGAAACAUGUGCAAAUCUGCCGAGAAAGAUGUGGUAUAUGCUACAUGCCCAUCGACUUGAGCUUCACACCACUAAAUUAGAGAACAGUUCGUGUGAUGUUUGUGGUCGAUUGAGUUCUGGUUUCAUAUACAAAUGCUCCGAAGAGGUUUGCCGUUUCGAAAUAGACGUGAACUGCGCUUCAGUCUCCGAACCCUUUAACCAUAUAACCCAUCCCCACCCUCUAUUCUCCACGUCGAUCUCGAAGCAUUACCAGACAUGUUCAGGUUGCAAAGAACCAGGAAGUUACUACCGCAAGACCAUGCAGUGCAUCGAAUGCGAGUUCGUCUUGUGUUUCAGGUGCAUAACGUUACCAUCCAAGAUGAAGUACAAGCAAGACAGGCAUCCACUGGUUCUUGAAAGCGGUGGAGGAGAAGAGACCGGAGGCGAAAGCUGGUGGUGUGAGAUCUGCGAGAGGAGAAUGGAUAAAGAGGUGAUGUAUUAUACAUGUGACGGUUGCUGUGUGACUGUUCAUGUUGAUUGCGUGGUCGGAGAGGACGUACACAUGAUGCCCGGUCUUUAUUCCGACGAAUGGGUGAAGGGGGAGUUCGAAGCUGCGGCCAACGUCGGUUGUUGCCGACCGUUUUGCCAUCGAUGUGAGAUGCGAUGUCCGUUCCCCAUCGUCUUCAAGAAAAACGAUCUUCAUUUGUGUACUCUCCGUUGUUUACGCGGCUUCAGGUCAUAA